Messenger RNA from Danio aesculapii, 1650 nucleotides. It is a transcript of the gene rundc3b, whose product is annotated as RUN domain containing 3b. The coding region runs from base 99 to 1451 and encodes 450 amino acids. Lineage: Eukaryota; Metazoa; Chordata; Actinopteri; Cypriniformes; Danionidae. The transcript is spliced from 11 exons. The record is from RefSeq and is a predicted model, not a curated record.
GUCAGUAAGAGUCCGCGAGCUGGAGACUGAUCCACAGCAGCAUCAGAAGAUAAAAGGACGUGAGGAAAUAAACAGCCGUGCAUCGGACAGACACGACCAUGGCAUCGUUAAAUCUCGGGUUCAGCGGGGCUCGUAAAAAAGCGGCGGCGCGCAUCAGAGCUGUAGAGAGGAGGAAUCUGAUCACCGUGUGCAGGUUCUCAGUGAAGACCCUCAUUGAUCGCUCAUGUUUUGAGACGAUAGACGACACGUCUGCUGAGUUCAUCAACUUUGUUUCUAUUCUAGAACAUAUUCUGAGCCACAGAUUGAAGGGUCAAGUGAGCUGGUUUGGAUAUGAGAGUCCUCGUAGUUUUUGGGAUUUCAUCCGCAUGGCGUGUAGUAAAGUCCCUCACAGCUGCAUCCACAGCAUCGAGAACAUGGAGAACGUCCGCAGCUCCAGAGCGAAGGGUCGAGCCUGGAUUAGAGUGGCGUUAAUGGAGAAGCGUUUGUCUGAAUACAUUUCUGCUGCUCUCAGAGACUUCAAAACUACAAGGAGGUUUUACGAGGAGGGGGCUGUACUUCUGGGGGAGGAGGCUGGGCUUCUGGCUGACACCCUGAUUGGCCUGAAUGCCAUCGACUUCAGCUUCUGCCUGAAGGGGGAGGGGCUCGAUGAAGGCUGUCCCGUCGUCAUUGACUACACACCAUACCUUAAAUUCACUCAAACUUCUGACAGUAUCAGCAGUGAUGAAGAGGAGAUGAGGACGCUGGGCAGCAGCGGCAGUGAAGCAGGAACUCCUGAAUCCCACAUGGCUGCCAGUCUGAUGGCGGAUCAGAGCAGCUGGUUCAGCAAGAGCAAAAGACUGGAGCAGAAAUAUAGAGUCCUUCUGGAACAGAAGGGUUAUCUGGAGGAACUGGUGCGUCUCAGAGAAGCUCAGCUCUCGGAGUCUGUCUCUCAGAAUAAAGCUCUCCUGCAGCGGCUCACAGACACUGAGAUCAGCCACAAACUGGAGAAAGAGCAGCUCGAGAUCAUCAUACUGGAGCUGCAGGAUCAGCUGACGGUGUUGAAGAACCAUGACCUUCGCUCCAGACAGGAGCUCACCUCGCACCUGACAAACCAGUGGCCUUCACCUGGAGCUCUGGAUAGCAAUGCUGUGGCUCUCGAUACACUCCUGUACAGGAAACGCACAGGCCCAUGGGAAGAGAAGAGUUUCCCGAGUCUGGAGCAGCUUUCUGCAGAUAUGAGUCUCUCUCAGACGUCUCUGGAUCCUGUACAACUCAACACACACAGUCUGGACAGCAAAGCAGGGCUCGCACACUGGCACAGAGAAGGGAAAGAGGACACUCCGUCUCUGAGGGGUUUGUGUGGAUCUUUAACCUCAAUGGCGAGCUACAAAUCUUUGGCCAGUCUGAAGUCCAGCGAGUAUCUGGCCAGUCCAACAACAGACAUGACCAGCCCUGGACUGACCCCGUCCUGAACAUCGAGACUCAAGUACGGACAUUUUACACACAUGCAUAAACACAUGAAUGGAGAAACAAAAAGAUAGAGAUGAGGCUGGUUAUACUUUCAUUUCAAGUGCAAUUUCAUUUUCCUAUGUGAAUAUUUGGUCGUGGAGGUUUAGAGCUACUGUUGGUGAUUAUUGAGUUAUAAUGAAUGAUGAUGAACGACAAUCUUGA